Molecule: messenger RNA, 3123 nt
Organism: Oldenlandia corymbosa var. corymbosa
Lineage: Eukaryota; Viridiplantae; Streptophyta; Magnoliopsida; Gentianales; Rubiaceae
Source: the annotation of a GenBank genome assembly
AUGGAAACCUCAGGAGUGCAGUUGACUGUUGCAGAUGAUCAUGUUGUCAUAGAUAACGGGAUUGUUGAAGUAACUUUGUCGAAUCCAGGUGGAGUUCUCAAGCAGAUAAAGUAUGGAGGAAUUGACAAUUUGCUGGAACUCAAUUACAAAGAUUUGAAAGGAGGGAUUGAAGGAACCGCUUUAAGGGUUAUAGUUCAAAAGGAUGAGCAAGUUGAGCUCUCAUUCCCAAGAGUCUGGAGUCCUUCAGUCAAGGGAACACAAGCUCCUCUGUCUAUUGAUAGGUGGUCUUUUACUCUUUUCUAUCAGCAUUUCAGAAACUCCCCAUGUAAUGAAAAGAUAUUUCACACUUCACAUUACGCUGGAGAAGACCUUCUGAUGAAGUUUGAAGAUGGUGAGGUUUGGAAGAAAGUGUUGGGACCUGUUUGUAUCUAUCUUAAUUCUGCUUCGAAGGGAGCAGAAGCAGCGGCUUUCUGGGAUGACACCAAAGAACAGAUGAACAAAGAAGUCCAAUCAUGGCCAUAUGCAUUUCCAGCUUCAGAAGAUUUUCCUAAGACAGAUGAGAGGGGAUCAGUCAGUGGCAAAUUAUUAGUACAAGACAGGUCUGCACCCUCAGUUCUUUUAUUCUCCACUUUCACCUUCGACAAUCAAGUACCUCAACAAGGAAGCCAUACCAGCACCUGCAGAUAUGUUGGAGUAGCAGCUCCAGGGAUUGAAGGUUCCUGGCAAAGAGAGAGCAAGGAAUAUCAGUUUUGGACCACUGUGGCUAGUGAUGGCUCUUUUAUCAUAAAUAACAUACGUCCCGGCAACUAUAAUCUUUAUGCUUGGGUGCCUGGUUACAUUGGAGACUAUAAAUAUGCAACUGAAAUCAAUAUAACAGCAGGCUCUGAAAUUCAGGUGGGUGAAACUGUGUAUGAGCCCCCAAGAGAUGGUCCUACACUCUGGGAAAUCGGCAUCCCUGAUCGCUCUGCUGCAGAGUUUUACAUUCCUGAUCCAAACCCUAAGUAUAUCAAUAGACUUUAUGUGAAUCACCCAGACAGGUUUAGACAGUAUGGAUUAUGGGAAAGUGAUUACAAGAAAGACUGGUUCUUUGCUCAGGUUACCAGGAAAUCGGGUGAGAACGAGUACAAGAGCACAACAUGGCAAAUCAAGUUCAACAUUGACGCCGUUGAACAAACAGGAACCUAUAAGCUGCGAAUAGCAUUGGCAUCUGCACACAAUUCUGACAUUCAGGUGGUCAUUUCCAAUGGAAUACUCCAACUUACUUUCACAAAUCCAGGGGGCAUUAUCACUCAAAUCCAAUAUGGUGGAAUUGACAACCUACUGGAGCUUAAUAAUCCAAGUCUAAAUGGAGGAUUCUGGGACCUAAACUGGAGUAAAGCUGGAAGUUCAGGAACAAGAGGAGACUUUGAUACAAUCGAAGGAACUACUUUUAGAGUUAUUGUUGAGAAUGAUGAACAAGUAGAAAUAUCAUUCACAAGAACGUGGGAUCCGUCACAACAGGGCGAUCACUCUCCUUUGAACAUUGAUAAAAGGUUCAUUUUGCUCCGAGGCUGCUCGGGCUUCUACUCUUACGCCAUCUAUGAACACAGUGCUGACAUGCCUGCAUUCAACCUCAAUGAAACCAGGAUAGCAUUCAUGCUCAAAAUUGACAAGUUUCAUUACAUGGCGUUAUCAGAUGACCGGCAAAGGUACCUGCCACUACCGGAUGACAGAUUAGCCCCGAGGGGCAAAGAAUUGGCUUAUCCAGAAGCAGUGUUGCUCGUGGAUCCUGUUGAACCAGAAUUCAAAGGAGAAGUUGAUGAUAAGUACCUGUAUUCUUGUGAGAACAAAGACAACAAGGUGCAUGGAUUCAUUUCAAUGGAGCCAUCUGUUGGUUUCUGGCAAAUUACACCAAGCAAUGAGUUCAGGACUGGAGGACCAAUCAAGCAGGACCUUACAUCUCAUGUCAACCCGACCACACUUGCUAUGUUUGUAAGCACACAUUAUGGAGGAGAAGAUUUGGUGAUCAAAUUUGGCAAAGGUGAGCCAUGGAAGAAAGUUUUUGGGCCAGUGUUCAUCUACCUCAAUUGUGUUUCGGACCAAGCUGACGCACUUACACUCUGGGAUGAUGCCAAAAGACAGAUGAAUCAAGAGGUUCAAAGUUGGCCAUACAGUUUUCCAGAUUCAGCAGACUUUCCGAAAGCUGAUCAAAGGGGUUGUUUAAGUGGAAGAUUACUAGUGAAAGAAAGUCUAGCAUAUUUAGAAACAAAUUUACCAUUUCUCUCCGAUGCCCAUAUCGGCCUAGCUCCACCAGGAAACAUUGGAUCAUUUCAGAAAGAAUGCAAGGGCUACCAGUUCUGGACAAAGACUGAUAACCAAGGAUGCUUCUCAAUCAACAAUAUUCGCCCUGGUGAUUACAAUAUCUAUGCAUGGGUUCCGGGUUUCAUUGGAGAUUACCAAAGCGAAUCCAUCAUCACCAUUACUGCAGGGUGCAGAAUUGAUCUGGAAGAAGAUGUUAUAUUCAUUCCUCCUAGAGAUGGACCAACAUUGUGGGAAAUUGGCAUCCCUGAUCGGUCUGCUGCUGAAUUCUACAUUCCUGAUCCCAACCCAGAAUACAUCAAUAAGCUUUACAUAAAUCUUCCAGAACACAAAUUCAGGCAAUAUGGGUUGUGGGAGAGAUACGCAGAGCUAUACCCAGAUGGUGAUUUGGUCUACACAGUUGGAACCAGUGAUUAUCAUAAAGAUUGGUUCUAUGCUCAUGUUAACAGAAAGAUAGGAACCAACUCCUUCCAAUCAGCAACAUGGCAGAUAAAAUUUGAGGUUGACAAUGUUGUUCAAUCUGGAACUUACAAACUUCGAAUUGCUCUGGCUUCAGCUAAUGUUUCUGAGUUGCAGGUGAGGGUUAAUAGUCCAAAAGAAGAUCCACCCCAUUUCAGUACAGGAACAAUAGGAACAGAUAACGCCAUUGCAAGACAUGGAAUUCAUGGAUUAUAUUGGCUAUUCAAUGUAGAUAUUCAGGCAUCUCAACUUCUGGAAGGCAACAACACAAUAUACCUUACCCAAGCCAAAAAUGAUACAGCUCUCCAUGGGAUUAUGUAUGAUUAUAUUCGUUUGGAAUGCCCUGCCCCUGAAAAUGGUUUCUGA